Rhagoletis zephyria (snowberry fruit fly) is the source of this 579-nucleotide messenger RNA. The record is from RefSeq and is a predicted model, not a curated record. Lineage: Eukaryota; Metazoa; Arthropoda; Insecta; Diptera; Tephritidae.
AUGGACGACGGGCAAAAAACCACUGGAGCCGUGGAUGGGCGAUCUUCAGCAGACGACGGCAGCGGCGGUUUUGGCGGCGGCAUCGGCUACAAGCGAAGCGGCUGCUUCGAGGUUUUUGCCAAGGCGAGCUGGUACAGGGUGCACGCCGAACUGUACGGCGACCGCCUCGAGCUGACGCUCAAUGAGCCGCUGGAGCGCUUCGCUGGUCCUGGCAGCAUCGGCGGCAACGGUGAAGAUCACCUCGAGGUGCCGCCGCCCGAAGUCGUCCUGAUGCAGCAGGAUCUGUCGCUUGGCAACAACAACAACAACAACGGCACCAGCAGCCGCCGUCGCCUGGUGGCCAUUCGCCGAAAGCGACCCGGCGAUGGCCUGGGCAUCAGCAUCAAGGGCGGCCGAGAGAAUCGCAUGCCCAUUCUCAUCUCGAAGAUCUUCCGCGGCCUGGCGGCGGACGCCACCGGGCAGCUCUUCGUCGGCGACGCCAUCAUCGCCGUCAAUGAGGUCAGCCUGCGCGAGGCGACGCACGAGCAGGCGGUGGAAGCGCUGAAGAACGCUGGCGAGAGUGUCGUCCUUGAAGCCUAA